Messenger RNA from Zasmidium cellare ATCC 36951, 648 nucleotides. RefSeq lists its product as uncharacterized. The record is from RefSeq and is a predicted model, not a curated record. NCBI's taxonomy places the organism in Eukaryota, Fungi, Ascomycota, Dothideomycetes, Mycosphaerellales, Mycosphaerellaceae. Bases 1 to 648 code for a protein of 215 amino acids. The transcript has a single exon.
AUGACACAAACAACCACCCAAACCACCACCAGCAAUGAAGACGUAACCGCCCUCCACUCCAAAGAAUCCGCCUACCCCCUCACCAUCAACUCCCUCCAAAACCUCGUCGCCUUCGUCCACACCCCGGCAGGCCUCUGCGUCGUCUCCAAAGUCUCCCUCCCGGCAGGAGCCCACUUCGCCUACAUAACCUCUCACGAACCCCAACCCUCGCCGAUCUGGAAAACAAUCCAAACCUCCGCCACGACGCACACAGACCCCCAAUCCGCCCUCUUAUACAUGAACCACUCCUGUGCGCCCUCCCUCGAGGUGCAUACAUUCUCCCCGGACCCGACGACGGGGAAGUACCCGCAAUCCCCACCGGGUGGGGACCGCAACGGCGAGAUCCUCGGCGUUGGACCGCAUGGUUUGGCGGGUGAAGUGCGCGUGGCGAGGGAUCGGGGGAUUGCACCUGGUGAUGCGUUGACGUUCUUUUAUCCCAGCACGGAGUGGGAGAUGGAUCGGGGGUUUGAGUGUCUUUGUGGGGCGCCGAAGGGGGUUUGUCUAGCGGAGGUGAAGGGCAGUAAGGAGAUUGAGCGCAAGGAUUUGGGGAGGUGGUUCUUCAAUGAGCAUAUUUUGAGAUUGGCGGCGGAGAGGGAUGGGAAGAUAUAG